GGUGAUGAUGAUGAAGAUGAUGAUGAUGAUGAUGAUGAUGAUGAUGAUGACGAUGGCGAACGUAGAGAAGACUCAGUUUUGCAGCUAUGAGCACACUAAGUACUUUUAGAA
This is a messenger RNA of Enterobius vermicularis (human pinworm), 111 nucleotides long. NCBI's taxonomy places the organism in Eukaryota, Metazoa, Nematoda, Chromadorea, Rhabditida, Oxyuridae. The record is from the annotation of a GenBank genome assembly.